AUGAAAGAAAUUCUCACUUUUCAAUUAGGUAACCAAGGCAAUUUCGCAGGCGCCUAUUUUUGGCAAAUCCAAGACGCAUAUCAGCAUGGCUUUGAAUUUCACGACCCAUUUUUCAUUCAAAACGCAGACCGAUACUAUCCUCGAAUGAUCGGCCUUGACUGAAAAGCCAGUCUAUCAUAUCCCACCCCAAGGCUACCUCAAUCUGAAAUUUUAUGGUAAUUUGUUAUCAGGGAGGGAAAUAUCAAAAAAUUCGAAUCCGAAGCUUCCUCUGAAGUAA
This is a messenger RNA of Blepharisma stoltei, 277 nucleotides long. NCBI's taxonomy places the organism in Eukaryota, Ciliophora, Heterotrichea, Heterotrichida, Blepharismidae. The record is from the annotation of a GenBank genome assembly.